Anopheles maculipalpis is the source of this 1041-nucleotide messenger RNA. RefSeq names its product coiled-coil domain-containing protein 34-like. The transcript is spliced from 5 exons. The record is from RefSeq and is a predicted model, not a curated record. Lineage: Eukaryota; Metazoa; Arthropoda; Insecta; Diptera; Culicidae. Bases 1 to 1041 code for a protein of 346 amino acids.
AUGGAUGUCCCGGAAGCUACUCUUGAACUACAUUUAAAGAAUUGUGGACAAAAAGAAGUGAAAAACGAGGAAUAUAGUGGAAUAAAAGCAAUUCAUGUAUCAACGGGAGGAGAUUCUCAAGAUAGCGAUACAGACGAUGGCGAUAAUGAUUGUUCCGACAUGAAAAACGAUGAAUACGAAAAUGAGCUUUGUCAAGCUUUUAAGCUUCUGUCUUUCGGUGGCACUAAACGGAAGGCCAAUGAAGAGCCCGAAAGUAACGAGCUUCCAGAGGAGGGUUGUGACAAUGGCGUUGAUAAUGAUUGCAGUGUACAGGUAAACAUUUCAACCGAUGAUCAAGAAUCCAGCAAAAAAGAUGACUAUCAUAGCUCGGGUGAAUCUAGUAUGACGCUCGAAUUAAGUAGUGGAGAUGAGGACGAACAGCAAUACUUUCCAUCAGAUUGUGGCGGUGGUGAUGCCGAUUUGAAUUCGAAUUCUGAUCCCAGGCGUCAAAUAAUUAAAGUUAACGUUGUACAUAAGCGCCGCGAACGUGAUCCGGAAGCUUACAAGAAAUGGCUCAAAGCAAAAAACGAAGAGAUACGUAAAAAUCGUGAGAAGGAGAUGCAGCAUCAGCAGGAAAUUGAACGGCAGAAAGUGCUGGAAAAAGAACAGCGCAAGGAAACUAAUAAAAAAAAGAUCCAAGAAUGGAUGGAGCGAAAGAAGCAGUGCGAUACAAAGAGAAGCAUAAAACCUGUAAAAGACAAACUGUCUCAUACACCGUUCGAACAUCUCCAGUGCAAUACCGACACUACUUACAACAAUUGGUUAUUAAAAGUUCGAAAGCAAGAAGAAGAGAACAGAUUACGAAAUCUCGCGGUGAAGCAGUUGGAGCAGAAGAUACAGCAGGAGAAAAAGAAAAUAUCAGAAGAAAUUUACCAGGAAUGGUUGAAAAACGCCAAAUAUAAACCGAAACCGGUCCCACUAAACCAAGGGCCCAAUACUUUGCGCGGAACUGUAUCGAAGAUUUUCAUCAAUCCCGAACCGUGGAAGAGCAACAUUGAAUGA